AUUUAGUAGGCACACUCCUUCACUCAGUCACUCUCCCCUAGGCAGUGACGUCCACCACUGCAAACAUUUGCUGUCUGCCAGGCCCCCUCCUCUCCGUCACGAUGGCCCGCAUACUCUGCUUCAGCUUCCUCCUCCUCCUGCUGUCCCUCUGCUCUCCCGCUCGUGCCGAACCUCGGCGGACCACAUCAUCUCAGCGCAGGUCGGCUCGCGCGCCUGCCGCCAAGGUGCGUUUGGCGGGCAACUUUGCGCGAGAGCCGCACGAAGGGCGCCUGGAGGUGCUGCAUAACAACACCUGGGGCACCGUCUGCGACGAUGAAGUGAACAUCAAACUGGCCAAUGUGGUGUGCCGAGAGCUGGGUUUCCAGGGUGGCAUAACCUGGGCACACAGCGCAAAGUAUGGAGAAGGACAGGGCCCAAUAUGGAUGGAUAAUGUACGCUGUGAAGGUACAGAGAAGUCCCUGAAGGACUGCAAACACAACGGCUGGGGGGUGAAUGACUGUAAACACUCUGAAGACUUGGGGGUGGUGUGCACCCCUGAGCGUAGGCUGGAUCUGACAGCCAGUAGAGGUCACACCACAGCCUUCAGGCCCAAUGGCAGCCCCGCACCUCAGUGGCAAGGACUUGUGGCCACUAGCAGGCACCCAGGAUAUGGUUACCAUGGAAACGGACAUCCACAUGAGAUCCCCAGGUUACAAAGGCACCACCACCACUACCAGGGUCACAGUAAGGUGCGAAUCGAGGAGGUUCGUCUUCGUCCCAUCCUCAUGGCUACCAAGAGGAAGAACCUGAUCACAGAGGGCGUGGUGGAGGUGAAGCAUGCUGGGAGAUGGAGGCAGGUUUGUGACCUGGGUUGGAGUCUCAACAGCAGCCGGGUCGUGUGCGGGAUGCUCGGCUUUCCAGAGGCUACUCAACACAAUGUUAAAACAUACAAGAAAAUAUGGGAUACCAAGGUUGUAGAUCCAUCAACAAGAUUGAGCCUCAUGGCAAAGAAGAAGGGAUUCUGGGUGGAAAAAGUUCACUGUCUGGGCACUGAGAACACUCUGUCAGAGUGUCAUGCUCAGCUGUCAAUCCCCCGUAGUCCCACCCCUUGUAAGAACGGGAGACAUGCAGUAGUCAAGUGUGUACCAGGACCCCAGUUUGCUCGCAUCUCCUCAGGAAGACCCCAGGCCCCUUAUCCAGUUGUGCCCGUGCGUCUGAAGGCAGGCCCCAGGCUGGGUGAGGGUCGUGUGGAGGUGCUCCGAGAUGGUAAAUGGGGGACCAUUGUAGACCAUAUGUGGGAUCGCACUGCAGCCAGUGUGGUGUGCAGAGAACUGGGCUUUGGUACUGCCAAGGAUGCCCUGCAAGGAGCCUUUAUGGGUCAAGGUACAGGACCGAUCCAUAUGAACAACGUCCAGUGUAUGGGGUCAGAGCACUCCAUCCUAGAGUGCUUCUUUCAAGAAGUUCAGCCAUGGACAUUCAAACACAGCCAGGAUGCCUCAGUACGCUGUAACGUCCCUAAGACUGGCAUAGAGAACACGGUGCGGCUUGCUGGUGGUAGAGUCCCUUCAGAAGGCCGUGUGGAGGUGUUGAUGGAGGUUGGGGGUCGUAAACGCUGGGGCUCUGUCUGUAGUGAGAACUGGGGCAUCAACGAGGCCAUGGUGGUAUGCAGACAGCUCGGCCUGGGCUUUGCUGCCAGUGCUCAUCAGGAGACCUGGUACUGGACCGGUGACCCAAAUGCAGCGGAUGUGAUUCUCAGUGGAACUCACUGUGUGGGCACAGAGCUUUCAAUUCAACAAUGUCGUCGCAACAACCAUGUCCAUUGUCCCCGUGGAGGUGGAACUAAGGCUGCUGGGGUCAGCUGUUCAGACACGGCACCUGACCUUGUUCUGGAUGCCCAGCUGGUCCAGGAGACAGCCUACCUGGAGGACCGACCCCUCCACCUGCUGACUUGUGCCAAUGAGGAGAACUGUCUCUCCUCAUCUGCUGCCAGGAUGAACUGGCCUUAUGGCCACCGACGCCUGCUACGCUUCUCCUCCCGAAUCAUGAACCUGGGUCGGUCCGAUUUCAGACCCAAAGCUACAAGAGAGAGCUGGACAUGGCACCAGUGUCACAGGCACUACCACAGCAUUGAGGUGUUCACACACUACGACCUGCUGACUCUGAAUGGCACGAGGGUUGCAGAGGGACACAAGGCCAGUUUCUGUCUGGAGGACACGUAUUGCCCUGAUGGACUCCAGAAGCGGUUCUCUUGCUAUAACAUGGGUGACCAGGGCAUUUCUGUGGGGUGCUGGGAUACCUAUCGCCACGAUAUCGACUGUCAGUGGAUUGACGUGACAGAUAUACGGCCAGGAGACUACAUCUUUCAGGUGGAAGUCAACCCCUCCAUGGACAUGGCCGAGUCUGACUUCAUGAACAAUGUCAUGAGAUGUCGGUGCAAAUAUGAUGGCCACAGAGUUUACAUGUACGGGUGUCAUGCAGGUGAUGCUUACAGCGCAGAGACUGAAGACCUGUUUGAGCACCAGAGGCAAAUCACCAACAACUUUGUGUAGCCCAUCCCAGGGCCCAGUAUGAUGGCCUUCCAGUGGGGCCCAGAGACUACUCAGGGUGGGCUGAGGUUGAUGGCCCUAGGCCCUUGGGGACCUUAGCACCCACAAUAACAGAGAACACGCAAAAUGGUGCCUGUUCAUCUCCUUGGUAGAUGUGGAUAAAAUAUUCAUAAGAGCAUCAUAACACAGCAGCGCCCAUUGCAGAGACUCCAUUUUCAACUCGAACAGCCACUGACGACAAGAGUGGAACAGGUUACAGAUGGCUCAACAUGUUUUUUUCCUCUAGUUAUGUAAGAAGAUAUCGGAUAUUGUUUCAAACUAUACCGAUUUUUGUGAAUGUGGACUACUAGUAACUUAAGUUAGUUAUUCAAAACGUAUACGCAUGAAAGUCACUAUAACUAAUCUAUCACAAAGACAAUGGGGAAGCUGGCACUGUUGGGAAACCUCAUUCCCACGCUAGAGGAUAUGAAAAUCUGAGAAAAGAAAAUAAUAUUGUGAGUUUGCGUAAUUUCUUUUGCAAAAGGCAAAUUUAGCGCACUUGUAGCAGUUGGCAUUAUUUUACCCAAAUUCUUUACUUAUUUGAUCAUUUGCAACUGUUGCGCUUUUACAUUAUGUCAGCAUUGGUGCUCUUUAACAAUACUGUACAUUGUUAUAUUAACCUCACUACGUUUCAGGUGAACAGCGUUGUACAAUGCGCUUUGGGUAGUUCUCUUUUACAGUUAAUUUGGUAUUUUAACUUUGCUUUGGCUUUAACAAAAUCAUUGUUUUAGAAAAGUGUAGUCAUGCUACAAAGCUUAGCUUGUCGUCUAGAAUAGGUAAGAAGAGAUCAAAUGAUUUUUAUGGAACAAAGCACUUUAUCUUUUAAACAUCAGUAUUCUAGUUUUGCCCCAACACGUUUUUUUUAAGUAGCCGCCAAAUUGACUUUUUAGGGUGUUUAUCUCAAAAAAAUACUUUAGUGUGUUUUACAUUUCAGAAAGUGAAAUAUAAGGUUUGUGUUUAGUUUUCAUAUUCAAUGUACUAUUUAUGCUGUACCUUUAUUUAUUCAUGGAACUCACACUUACACAGCUUGCUCAGUAAAGUGUUUGUUAGCUAGCAUUUAAUUAACAAUACUCAACAUUUUGCGUUUUUUUGAUAUAAUUAACCUAGGAGAAAAAAUGAUUUCAUACUGUAGUUACAGGACAUAAUAUUAGAACGUUCCCACGAUGCAGAUGAAUAAUUGCUAAUUUUUUAUUUUAGUUAUUAAAACAACUGUAACUGUACAGUUUUUCUCUGAUGGGAGGGAAAACCAUGCUGACAAAACCACAGCAUUGUGGUAGGCAGGCAGGCUGAGUUUUGAGAGCAUAUAAAAAGCCUUUUAAUUACGUCUGUUUGGGUUAGACUUAAGGUUACGGUUAGGAUUAAGGCUAUAGCAUGUGCUUUAUAAAGAAACACUAUGGAAUUGUUACGGAAAGCAAGAAUCUGGAUUUCCAUCUUAACAUGAACUACAAGAAAGAUUCUGAGCUCCAGAGAGAUUUAGGGAGGGAGACGGUGACUGGAAGAGAGAAUGAGAAAGUAAGACAGAAAGAUAGAAAGGGAUGAAGUAUAGAGAAAGACUUAUGCAGACAUACAGUUUUUACUACCAGAGCUGCCUUUUUGUAGGCAGCCAUACAGCGACCACAAGCUGGCAUUUUCGGCUCCCCAACGAGAACAACAUGUUUGUCUGGGAGAGAAAAAUAAACUCCUCAAUUCACGCUUCAACACAGUAAACAGUGGCCUUAUUUUUACUAAAGCUUGGCCGCCUAAACUGUAUCUUUCUACUCUUUCUUCGCUGAAUAAGUAACUUUUUAGCGCCACACCAAACCAUGAUGCAACUCCAUUUUCUUUACAACAUGGAGCUUGUGUUAAUCAUGUCCUUUUACCCCAUUAAUGUGUUUGAUGUGUUUGGCUUAUUGUCUUAGUGGUUAAACCUGUUAAGAUGGCGUCUAAUGGACAGUUUCCAGGACAUAUUGUGGAAAGGACACGUCACUCAUAAAGACUCAUGUAGACUUAAUUAACUUCUUUAACAGACUGUCUUCCUCCUCACUGGCCUCUAUGAGUUUGACUCACCAACAGGAUUUAGAGUUGUAGUUUUUUUUUUAGAGUAACGUUUUAUAAUCAUGCACACCUGGUCAGACAGUCAGCCCUAUUACUAAAAGCUGUUGAUACAAAUGUUAGUAGAUAGAACUUAAAGUCUAAAAUGAGCGUUUGCUGAUAUAAUAUUUUUUGUUUUGUGCUUGUGUACAGUUCCUCUUGACAUAUUACCAUGGUCUAUUCUGUGUGUUAUUUAAAAUUCUAUGACAUUACAUAGUUUAAGUUGGUUCAUAUUCACCACUCAUCAUAUUACUGUACUUGCACCCCUGCUAUAGACAUAGCACUGGGAUGUUGUUUUCCAUGGCCAGUUGCGCUUUUAUUUUGUCUUAAAAACACUGAGAGUGUGCACUUCAUGGUGCCUUAUCAACAAUUAUAUUCAUAGAAAACUGUGCUCUCAGGGACUUUGACCUCAUCUAAAGAGUAAAACAAAUGUUUCAUGUGAUGUAAUUUAGGGUGCUUUUAGCUGUGAUGCCUACACAACAACACCAAAUGAUCAGGACCUGUUUUUUUCUUUUUUUUUUUUUUUGUCGGCACUCUUACAAAAUAUAAUCUGUACCCACAUGUUUAUUUUGUAGGUAAAACUUUAAGGUAUGAAGGUGAUAAGCUUUCUUAGUUUUUUUCGUUGAGGAAAGUUUGGAUAACUGUGGACACUGGCUGAGUCAGAGGCAAACUUCAGUUAAAGAACAAAUCACAAUCCAUUCAUCAUUACUGUGAAUCAAUAAAACUUCAUCACAUA
Messenger RNA from Toxotes jaculatrix (banded archerfish), 5370 nucleotides. It is a transcript of the gene loxl4, whose product is annotated as lysyl oxidase-like 4. Bases 102 to 2528 code for a protein of 808 amino acids. Gene Ontology annotation, biological process: peptidyl-lysine oxidation. Gene Ontology annotation, molecular function: copper ion binding; protein-lysine 6-oxidase activity. Gene Ontology annotation, cellular component: membrane. Lineage: Eukaryota; Metazoa; Chordata; Actinopteri; Toxotidae. The transcript has 15 exons. The record is from RefSeq and is a predicted model, not a curated record.